GCCGAGCAGUUGAAAGCAAGCAGCCUGCUAGAAAUAUGCGGCUGCUCGCUUUCAUUGUGCCGAUCAUUUUAAUUUCACUGGCUUUGGACGUAGAAGACGCCGAAGCUGCAGUUUAUCGACGCAGAGCUAAAGCUCGGUCAAUAAUUCUUAAAUGUUGCGGCACCAAGUCUUGCUCAAAACAGGAGGACAAUAACACGGCGGUAAAAGGACGAAAUAAUGCCACAGCCAUCACAACAAAGAAAGAUGGUGUGGGUAAUGCGGCCGUAGCAAACACUGUUACCACCAAUUCAGGACCAGCUAAUACGGCAAAUGCUGACGCGUCCGGGGGUGGCGAAACACCACCACCUGCUGAUGAAACUCCUCCUGAAGGAGAUCCACCAACUGACGCAAUCAAUCAAAAUUUGGGCACAACCCCAAGUGGACCGGAAGUUUCGGUGAGCAGCUCGGCCGCCACCGCAACACAGGAACCCAGCACGACCGGCCAAAAAAUGGACUCGAGUACUUCAAACACGACCACAUUUACAAACAGCUCCACCCUUGAUUCUACCUCAAAUGCAAUUUCGGCAACGUCUUCUACCUUGAGUACCUCAACAACUACGACACCAACUACGACGACUACAACAUUAGCGACUACCACUACAACCCAACCACCAUCUGUUGAAGAACUCAUACUGGGAAAAUGCGAAACGUUUGACAAGGAUGUGACACAGUUUACAUCCGAUAACAGUUUGAAAGAUCCAGAAAAGUAUGGUUCUUGGGUGGAAUCAUGUGGCUAUCAGUUUGUCUUCGGAAAAACAUACGUUACCUGGCGAGAAAACAUGAUAAAGUGUAAUGAGAUCGGUAUGGAGCCCUUGACGGUUGAAGAUGCGACCAAGCUGGAAUGCUUUUCAAAAAUGGGCUACAAUUGGAAAUAUGCUUCAAAUUUCUGGACUUCCGGCAUUAGAUCAAGUCAGAAUACUUUUUCAUGGUGCAAAAAACCGACAAACGUCUCCUUCGGCAUGCAAAUUCCAUGGGCCGCCGGACAGCCUGAUAAUGCAAACAACAGCGAGAACUGCGUCCACAUGAGUUUUCUGCGAGAAAACAAUCCCAUUAAACUUUCAGACAGAACAUGCACCGACAUGUUCAUAUUCGGUUGUCAGGGCCCAACCACUCCCGUUCCAUCAACCUGCGCGUCUCCUGUUUGUUCGAACGUGCCAUGUGUCAAGAAUCCAUCUUUGUUCAGCUCAACAGACAUUUUAAAAACACCAAUGACGUAUGGAACUUGGUUCAAUCAUAACGGAAGAACAUACAUGUUCAGCCUGUCAAACGUUACUAAUACGUUUUCGGGGGCCAUGAAAGCGUGCUGCGAUAUUGGAAUGUCUCUGUUAAGUCUUGAAUAUGACUACAAGUAUAAGUCCCUGAUGGAGGCUAUGAAGGUGAAUGCGUCGUCCAAGUCUGACUUCUUUUGGACUUCUGGUUCUGACCAGGGCUGCGAGGGCAAAUUUGGUUUUUGCACGACCCAGCGAACUUUGCGAAAAGACGCCGUUUGGGCUCAGGGACAGCCGGACAACGCUAACGGGAAUGAUAAUGCGAUUGCGAUUACUGUUAACUCGAGUCACUUGCUAUUUUACGACGCGAAUGAAAAUAGCCAGUACAGAUACAUAUGCGAGGGACGAGACACAAGGAAGGCCAAAUCAGGCGGCGACGGUGUAAGAUUAGAGUGUGCCGCUGCCUACAACGUUACUCAAGAGGAACAGAAUACUUUGUUCACCAAACCAAAUUUUGACGUCAGAAUAAGGUGCUUCCUUAAGUGCGUUGGUGAGAACGCUGGAGUGAUGGUUAAUGGGAAAUUUGUCUAUAAUGAUGCUGUGCCAGUCAUGGAAAAUAUGAUGGCGGGCAAUGUGACCGAGUACACCAAUAACUUUGCAAUAGUUGACGCUUGCAAAAAUUCCCUAAUGGGUAUGAGUGAGUGCGAUCUGGCUGCCAUGAUGAUCAAGUGUACCAACGACAAAGCACCUCAAAUCGUCCGUGGCAUCAUCGCGGGAAUGGAAAAGACCAUCCUUCUGGAAAAACCACCGAUGGCACAACCAGACGCAUUUUGCUACGAUCCUUCUGCUUGCAAAUUGAAUUCUGCAUUGAAGCUAGAGGUUGAUAAUUGUGCAUCAAAUUGCUCACUAAGCGCUGGCGAUGGUUUAAUUAGAUCGGCUUGUGGAAAGAAGUACCUUUAUUACAAGACAAGUAUAACGUGGGAUCAAGCAUUCAUCACAUGCUGCGAAUAUGGCAUGAAAUUGGCCUCAAUCGAUAGCCAGGAUGAACUCGCGUGUCUCAGCCGCGGUCUUGACGCAUCAUUUGAUAGUGUGGCCAUGUGGGUGGCUGCCAGCAAGUUUAACAGCACCGUAACGCGAUGGUGCACCUCAAAUGUGCCGUUUUCCCUAGAAGGCGUUUCAACGUUUGCAGAAAAUGGCAAUGCUUACACUUUCAUAAUGAGUCAGCGGAAUUUUAAUGCUGAAACACCAACAAACACCAGGCCAGCUUUUUGUGUCAAUAUGUGAAAUAAAGAGAGAGA
Messenger RNA from Neocloeon triangulifer, 2545 nucleotides. RefSeq lists its product as uncharacterized. The transcript has 24 exons. Lineage: Eukaryota; Metazoa; Arthropoda; Insecta; Ephemeroptera; Baetidae. The record is from RefSeq and is a predicted model, not a curated record. Bases 36 to 2531 code for a protein of 831 amino acids. Gene Ontology annotation, molecular function: odorant binding.